This is a messenger RNA of Geodia barretti, 4372 nucleotides long. Lineage: Eukaryota; Metazoa; Porifera; Demospongiae; Tetractinellida; Geodiidae. The record is from the annotation of a GenBank genome assembly.
ACUCUACUGUCUACCUAACACUUACGUGCUUGGUUUGUAACAAGUUUUUUCAUAGACUGGUUUCAUUGAUGUAUUGAAAAUUAAUUAAAGCCGUGCGUAAUUACACAUCUCUUGUGCUGGGGCUCAAUAAAACCCUAUAAUGUGAGCACUUUAAAAAAUUUCUGGCGCCUCGAUUAUGUAUAAACCAGCAAUCUUUAUGAUAUCUCUCCCUCCCCUGCCCGCCCCCUGCCAUAUUUUGCAGGAGUCAUCAGAGGAAGACCUCACAGUGCAAGGCAGCGACAGUUCCGAUGAUAGUGAGGAGGAGAUUGAUGACUCAGCAAGUCUGGCCUCCAGCGUAGCUGACCUAUCAUCCGAGAUCAACCUAAAGGAGCAGCUGGUGGACCAACUGGAGAAGGCCCAGACCAACCUCCACGUCAUGAGGCAGCAGUACGAGGAAAAAAUGUCACUGCUCCAGACCCAAAUCAAGAACAUCGAGUCUGAGAGAGACAAAGUCCUCAAGGACAUCGCCUCGAAGCGAUCUCAGUCAGGAGGGGUCAGCAGUAAAGACGUGAAGGCCAGAUAUGAGAAGCAGCUGGGAGGGCUGAGGGGAGAACUGAAGACACUGAAAAUGGCCAAGAAGGAGCACUCCAAGGCCCUGAAGAAGAAUGCCCAGAAUGAGAAUGAGCUGAGGAGACUGAAGGCUGAUCUCCUGGAGAUGAAGAAGGCAAGAGUCAAACUCCUCAACCAAAUGAGGGCCGAGGCCUCUCGUAAGAAACAGGAGGAGGCGAGGCAUACGAGACAUGUCUCACAACUGAAGAAAGAGAGUACGAAGAAGGAACACAAAAUACAGUCUCUGGAGGCCGACGCACAGAGGAAAGCCAUCAUCAUGAAGAGGAGAGCUGAUGAGUUGGCGUUGCUACGGAGACAGACAAGAAUGCGGCACUCGGCCAGUAAUUCUUCCCUGUCCUCCACCUCUUCCUCCUCUUCACAUCCCCACCCCUCACACCCUCUCUCGUCUCACAGCUCUGCGUCGGGCGGAGUGGGUGUGUCUGGGGAGGCGGAGUCAUCGGAGACGACGUCGGUGGUGUUUCGGGACCGCCCGUCUGUCAAGACUCUGGCGACCAAGUUUGAGAGGAAUAGCAGUCAUCGCAAGUCGUCCGUCUUCACCUCAACCAGCGCCAGGAAGAAAUGGAGGAACUUUGAGAAGAAGAUCACGGAUGCCAUAAUGAACAGACUGACGGUGGCCACACUGUCCAAGGACAUGGACCGGUGGAUCGAGAAGAGGGACCGGCUGUCUCGCCGCGCGGACGAACUCCGCUAUCACCGGUCGCACCUUCUGAAGGAAUCGUCUCCCGACCCGGAGGAGCUACAGAGCAUAGAGGAGGACCUGGACUCUCUACUGGCCAACGUGGAAUACAUUCAGAGCAACAUUGUGGAGCUACAGAAUGAGCUAAUCGCUGUCGAUGACUCCAAGAGUGACAGUGACACGAUGGAGGCCCAUGCCAUCAUCACACAGUGUGCCCCCAGAGAUGCCAAGUACCUACUGGAACACCUCAUGACCAUGACUCUCAGUCUGGGAGUGAAAGCGGAGCAGCAGUCUUCUCUGGCGCGGUCUCUCGAGGCCAGACUCAGGACCUCUGAGGACAACGCUGAGCUUAUGAAAUCCUUCAGCUCUCCACAGGUCUCUCAUCCGCUAAUGGCAGCCAGUAGAACGGUGACCAAGUCCAGAUCGGCUGGCGGUCGCGGUGUCGGAGUGCCUGUGGCUCUCGACUUUAGGUCUGAGAACUCAUCACAAGGGGGCCCUCCCAACAUGGAGAGGCCAAGCUGUACUCCACAAAUGGCGCCACACAACAUGCUCUGUAUCACCACUCAUAAGAUGAGGCGACGGACAUUUCUGCCGAGUGAGAUCAAUAUUGGUCCCAAGAAGAUGACCAGACCUUCUUCUGCCAAUGACAACUGUCUCCGCGAGGAAGCAGAAGAGCAUCAGACAGACGGCGAGGGGUCAGGGGCCAAAUCUCUCAGCAGUAACAACGGCAGAAGGCCCCUCAAGAAAUCCAGCAAGAUGUCGAUGUCAGUUCAAGACCUCACAGCGGACUCCUCCUCUUCCUCCUCCUCCUCUUCACAGACCUCCCUCUCCACCACUCCCUCCUCCCCCAACGCCCCUCGCCAGCUGGGGGCCAACGGGAAACCGUCCGUGUGGUCACGACUCACUAGAGCAGGCUCCACCAACCUACUCAAUGAUAACAGAGGCCAGCUGCAGGCGGAGAAGACGCGAGCAGUGACCCGCCACUCACGUGUACCCACACUGCCAGUGGCCACUCGGCCGGAGUUCUGUGUGUCUUUGCCACAGACAACCUCUUCUUUAGCGGCUCUCAAGGUCGAGACGGUGAAGAUGCUUUGGGACGCUGACCAGACGGGCGAGGGUCUGACAGCUUGACAACACUUUAGUUACGUCCGCUGCGUCCGCUACUGCAGUCGGAACCGGCUCAUCUUCACACGUCACAAAACACCGCCAGCCAGAUUUGGGAUCACAGAAACUUUAGAGGAAAAUGCAUCAAGACAUUUGGUCCACCUCACAGUAGUGGUCAUCCAGGUGGAGAUACGGUAGUUCAAGAUCUCCUCCUCUCCUCCUCUUCCAACACUCUCUUCUCUGCAGCUGGAAAUGUAGUCAACAUAUGGGACUUUCGCAAGUGAGCCUCUCUCCUCCACUGACACUCUGCUCACUGUCACGAGCUGGAAACAUUGCGGGGGGAAAGAAUUUCGCAGUUUAUUAGCCUUUCGCGAAGUCACAUGCACAGAAUGUUGCACAUGGAGUCAUUUGUAUGCAAGACUAGAAAUGUUAAAGGAAAUUCUACCACAACGCAUAAUUUUUUUGAUGUAUUGCCUGUUAUGGGACAAGCCACUUUUUCCCUUGGUUUAGUAAUUCUGUCUCUAUCUCUCUCCUCGACGUUGCGUACUAUCUCCCUCCCCUCACUCUCCCUCUCCCUCCUGCAAGGUUCUCCAACGUUGGUCGGCUGGUGGGUCACAACGGAGCAGUGUGUGCGCUGGCCACCAACCAAGAACAGGUCAUGACCGGUUCUCGAGACCGGCUCAUCAAGUUGUACGAGAUGGGCGCCGUCAAGGCCCAGCCCGAGCCUCUCCUUCCCAUAACAACUCUUCUCCUUCUCACUACCCAACAGUGACCCUAUAUCCUCCACACUACGACGCAGUCUCUUCGUUUGCCAUUCACAACAACCACCUCUUCAGUGCCUGCGGCUGUUCUUUCAAACAGUGGGACACGAGCGAAAAACAACUCAAACAGACGGUAGACGGAGCUCACUCUCAGGGGACGACCAUCACAUCACUGGGUGUCCUCUCCUCUCAUCUCUCUCCGCUGCUGGUCAGCGGCUGCAAGGGAGGACUCCUCAAACUGUGGAACCCUGAAACCUGCGCCAACAUCGGUACAUACGUCAUAGAUAAUAUACUGUGGUACAAGGGAAGACUCCUCAUACCUGCACUAAUGCCAGUACAUCAGUAGCCCUAUCCCAAUACUAGUGAACUCAAUAUGGAACCUGCACCAACAUACAUAGGUACUUACGUACCCCCAUCCAGUUGAUGAAAAUUUGUAAAAAAAAAAAAGUGUAAAAGUCAUACGAUAAUAAUAUGUGUAAACUUUGUGGUUUCAAUAUCCUCCCCCUCACACUCCAUCUCUCUCUCAUCAGGUGAGGUAUCGGCCCACAAGAAUGCCAUCAACAGUAUUGCAACCAGCGACACAUGUGUAUUCACUGCGUCCAGGUAAGUAUGCACACAACCAACCAGAUCAUACGAUACCAACAGCAGUCUCAGUUCCAGUGUCGGUAAUGGGUUUGUAGUAAAAAAAUAUCUAGUAUUAUACUCUCAUCAGACUAUGUGGGUGGACGUGAAAGUGUGUAUGCAUACCGAUGCUUUUCUAUAUAAUAUAGCCCCGUUUCAAACUGUUUUCCAUCUAAAUAUGCUCGAAGGAUGUGCUUUUUAAAAACUACUUCUUUUUAGCCCAACAAUAGUCAACCAAAACGAUAAGACGAUUCGUAUCUGGAAAUCACCUCCAGAGGUGUGACCUACCAGCACACACUCUAUAUACCACAAACCUCAGUCUCUCCGUCCCCAUUGAACUACGAACUUCAAAUCAUGAUCGUCACUAUUGUACUGCACUCUCCUCUCUCUCUCUCAUGUCUGCAGAUUGUUCAUGUUCAGUUCCGCUGUAUAGACCAUAGGACUCUUAAUCAAAUUCCUGUCACUGUCUGUAUCUAUCUAUAUUGCUCACUCUGGAUUGUCUGUUUUUGAUUGUAUUAUGUUCAUCAUUUCAUCAAUUCUCUGUUACUUGUUGUCCAGUCUUUUCUUCAAAAAUCUUGUAUAUAUUAUUAUUAACGCACAG